Pelecanus crispus (Dalmatian pelican) is the source of this 1664-nucleotide messenger RNA. The record is from RefSeq and is a predicted model, not a curated record. NCBI's taxonomy places the organism in Eukaryota, Metazoa, Chordata, Aves, Pelecaniformes, Pelecanidae.
GCAGCUUAAGAAGUUAGAUGAAGACAGUUUAACCAAACAACCCGAAGAAGUAUUUGAUGUAUUGGAGAAGCUUGGAGAAGGUUCCUAUGGCAGUGUGUUCAAAGCCAUUCAUAAAGAAACAGGUCAAGUUGUUGCAAUUAAACAAGUUCCUGUGGAAUCUGACCUGCAGGAGAUUAUAAAGGAAAUAUCUAUAAUGCAGCAAUGUGACAGUCCUCAUGUGGUGAAAUAUUAUGGCAGCUAUUUUAAGAACACAGACCUGUGGAUAGUCAUGGAAUACUGCGGCGCUGGAUCUGUGUCUGAUAUUAUUCGAUUACGAAAUAAAACUCUCACAGAGGAGGAAAUUGCUACAAUAGUGCAAUCAACACUGAAAGGACUAGAGUACCUGCAUUUUAUGAGGAAAAUACACAGGGACAUCAAGGCUGGAAAUAUAUUGCUAAAUACAGAGGGACAUGCUAAACUUGCAGAUUUUGGAGUGGCAGGACAACUUACAGACACCAUGGCAAAGCGGAACACAGUUAUAGGGACCCCAUUUUGGAUGGCUCCAGAAGUGAUUCAAGAAAUUGGGUAUAAUUGUGUUGCAGACAUCUGGUCUCUGGGAAUCACUGCAAUAGAAAUGGCUGAAGGCAAGCCACCAUAUGCAGAUAUUCAUCCUAUGAGGGCAAUUUUCAUGAUUCCUACCAAUCCACCUCCAACAUUCCGGAAACCAGAGCUCUGGUCAGACAAUUUUACAGACUUUGUAAAACAGUGUCUUGUUAAGAGCCCGGAGCAACGUGCCACUGCAACACAGCUUCUGCAGCAUCCAUUUGUUAAAAGUGCCAAAGGAGUGUCAAUUCUGCGAGACUUGAUUAAUGAAGCAAUGGAUAUCAAACUGAAACGUCAGGAGGCGCAACAGCGUGAGCUAGAUCAAGAUGAUGAAGAAAACUCUGAAGAAGAUGAAACCGAUUCAGGUACCAUGGUGAGGGCGAGCGGAGAUGAAACUGGUACCAUAAGAGCUGUCAACACGAUGAGUGAUGGAGCCAACACAAUGAUAGAACAUGAUGGCACUUUGGAAUCCCAGUUGGGUACAAUGGUCAUAAACACAGAAGAGGAAGAGGAGGAGGGCACCAUGAAAAGGAGGGAUGAAACAAUGCAGCCAGCCAAACCAUCAUUCCUUGAAUAUUUUGAGCAGAAGGAGAAGGAGAAUCAAAUCAAUAGCUUUGGGAAGAAUGUGUCUGGCCAGACAAAAAAUUCAUCUGACUGGAAAGUACCACAGGAUGGAGACUACGAAUUUCUAAAGACUUGGAGUGUUGAUGAACUUCAGAGGAGGCUCUCAGCCCUGGACCCCAUGAUGGAGCAGGAGAUUGAAGAAAUCCGCCAGAAGUACCAGUCAAAGCGGCAGCCGAUCCUCGAUGCCAUUGAAGCUAAGAAGCGGCGGCAGCAGAACUUCUGAGCCACUGGUAGAGUAUUCUUCCAUCCUCAAACAAUCAGCUCCUUACUUUUAUGACUACUAAACAGGUUGAUUUCAAUUGAAAUAUGCUAGCAAAAUAGAGGGCAAUAAUUCUGCUCAUUUAUUUUUCCAUAGCACCUUUGUGAACUCAGGAAGGAAAAUCCUGAUGGUAUGUUUUAAUGUUAGACUUAUAUUUAAAACAUUAUUCCGAAGGAGUUUUGUUACUGUUUUUAGGGGG